AUGUUGUGGUUUUCUAUGUCUGAGUUUCUAUCUGUAUUUCUAUGUCUACGGCGCCGGUAUUCAAGUGAUAAACGUGUCGACGGCCAGGUAGUGGUCAUAACGGUGGUAUCGGCAAAGAAACCGCAUUUCAACACAUUACAACUGGAUUUGUGUUCACUUCAAUCGGUCCGCCAUUUCGCCAAAGAGUUGUCUCAAUUGGAGUCCAAAGUGGAUAUCCUUAUCAAUAACGCCGGGGUUAUGAUAUGUCCUGAAUGGCAGACCACAGACGGCUUUGAGAUGCAGUUCGGGACCAAUCACUUGGAAAUUCAAAUGUCUGAGUUUCUAUCUGUAUUUCUAUGUCUACGGCGCCGGUAUUCAAGUGAUAAACGUGUCGACGGCCAGGUAGUGGUCAUAACGGGUGGGAACAGUGGUAUCGGCAAAGAAACCGCAUUUCAACUCACGUUAAGAGGGGCUAAGGUGUACAUCGGGUGUCGGGAUAUGAGGAAAGGAGAUAUGGCUGUCCACGACAUUCAGGCAAUGAAUCCAAAGGCGGACAUAACUGCAUUACAACUGGAUUUGUGUUCACUUCAAUCGGUCCGCCAUUUCGCCAAAGAGUUGUCUCAAUUGGAGUCCAAAGUGGAUAUCCUUAUCAAUAACGCCGGGGUUAUGAUAUGUCCUGAAUGGCAGACUACAGACGGCUUUGAGAUGCAGUUCGGCACCAAUCACUUGGGUCACUUUCUAUUAACACUGCAUUUAAUACCACUAAUGAAAAGCCCAACAAAAGCUCGUAUAAUAAACUUAUCGUCAGUUUUCCACACAAUCGGCGAAAUUAAUUUCCAAAACAUAAACCUCCGGAACGGCGCCUAUAAUCCAUACCAGGCCUACGCUAACAGCAAACUGUGCAAUGUCAUUUUCACCAAGCAAUUAGCCACACGCUUGCAGGGCACCGGUAUCACCGCCUAUUGCCUGCACCCGGGGGUUGUUAAGACACAACUUUUUCAGCACAAACUUUGGGCACAAUUUUUGAUACACUUAUUAUUUAUGAGUCCAGAGAUGGGAUGUCAGACCACACUCUACUGUGCAUUGGAUGACCAGUUGGCCAAUGAGUCCGGCUUUUAUUACGACAAUUGCCGUCGCGUUAGCCCUAACCGUAUGGUCCGCCGGGCGACCGAUGACUCCAUUGGACGCCAACUCUGGGAAUUGAGCGCCGAUUUGGUUGCCCUCGAAACCCGACUUAACAUUUGA
This is a messenger RNA of Oppiella nova, 1224 nucleotides long. NCBI's taxonomy places the organism in Eukaryota, Metazoa, Arthropoda, Arachnida, Sarcoptiformes, Oppiidae. The record is from the annotation of a GenBank genome assembly.